This is a messenger RNA of Sebastes umbrosus (honeycomb rockfish), 1297 nucleotides long. It is a transcript of the gene ier3ip1, whose product is annotated as immediate early response 3 interacting protein 1. Bases 98 to 346 code for a protein of 82 amino acids. The transcript has 3 exons. Gene Ontology annotation, cellular component: endoplasmic reticulum membrane; Golgi membrane; COPII-coated ER to Golgi transport vesicle. NCBI's taxonomy places the organism in Eukaryota, Metazoa, Chordata, Actinopteri, Perciformes, Sebastidae. Gene Ontology annotation, biological process: endoplasmic reticulum to Golgi vesicle-mediated transport. The record is from RefSeq and is a predicted model, not a curated record.
GUUGCACGACCUCCGCUGCCUUUUUACGGCAUCUGCAUCUCUGGGCGUGGUGGACGAAGGAGGAGGAGUAGAAGAAGAAGAAGAAGAAGUUGCCAGCAUGGCGUUUACUCUCUACUCUCUCAUCCAGACCGCUAUUUUGUGCACAAAUGCAGUCGCUGUGUUGCAUGAGGAAAGAUUUCUCAGCAAGUUCGGCUUUGGUGUUGACCAGGGAGUUGGAGGUUUUGGGGAUGAUCCAGGAAUCAAAGCCCAGGUCCUCACCCUCAUCCGCUCGAUCAGGACUGUCAUGAGAGUGCCUUUGAUAAUAGUGAAUAUGGCCUGCAUCGUCCUGUUGUUACUGUUUGGUUGACAGCGGUACACCGAACACCAAAGUGAAGCCAGAGGACCAGACAUGUGACAAGGAACAACCACAAACACACAGACAGAAAUAGCCCUCAUACAGAGACCUCUGCCUUUACCAGUGAUCAGCAGGGUGGAAAGGUUUGCCCCUGGGGCUGGCAUGGAAAUAGGAAAUCUUAAAAACCACAAGUUCACAUCCAAAGAGAAGAAGAAUUGACCCGUCACCCGGUCGGAAAUAAGGCUGGUAUGGAGCUAACACCAGGACUAACCCUAACCUAACCUAACCUGCUUGUCAGUGUGACUCAAAAAUGCCGAAAUGAAAAUACUUCUUCGCCGUAACACUACACUUGAUGAUUCUCUCGUCUUCCAAAACUUUUGUUUUGUGCUGCAUAUUGUGUAUUUGUCCUCGUUUUUACACAUUGAGACACGAUGAUUUAAUGAUAUGUGUCAUUUAUUUUAUCGUGUUGUUACAAAUGAGAACCGUGUUAAAGGAGUUUUGUCAGCAGUAGGGCUGGACAAUAUAAAUAUUUAUUAUAUGUUUCUAUCCUGGGCUAUAGCUGUCUUUUUUUAUUUACAUUUUUGUUUAUUAUAUUUCUUUUUUAGAGUUUCCAAAACCAGAUGAAAGUUACACAAAGCGUCUUUUUUAUGACUAUUUUGCUGGAGAAGAGACAUUUGUGACCGUCUAAUCCACAACCUACUUGGUGUUUCAUAAGGGCAAUUUACAAAACUUACACUGAUUGUCAGUCUCAGUUAUAUCUUCUUAUUGAUGUGUAUAAGUGUUUUGGGAUUUAUCCAUCUGCGAGAAUUCGGUUGAAGCAAUAUUGCCAAACACGGCUCAAAACAAUGCACCUUUGUACCGUUUACACAUACUGUUUAUUGUCUUUAAAUAAAUGUAUUAGUCAAUUUGAUGAAAUUCUUUAUAUUGUCUUUUUAAUAUUAAAAAAAGCCACUUUAGCCAGAG